AUGAGUUCCGUUGUGCGCGACUCUGUGGGCCGCGAGUGGGAGCGGGUGGAAGAUGAUGACGACAUCCUCUCGACGACGACAGUGAUGCCUGGGGAAGUUCAGGCACCUGAGAUGCCUUCGACUAUGACGAUGGGGCCUGCGGAACAGCAGGCGGAUGCGACGCCUGAGCGACUGGCGUCACAUGGCGUGAGUUCAGAGAGAUGGACCCCCUCAGUGAAUGGGUCAUUGGGGGGCCGAAACCUUUGGAGGGGAACGCCGUCGCCUCGAAGGUUGUCGUGGGAUCAUCGUGCAGCCAGAGCCUCGACCAACUGGGAGGCUGCGUCAGCCCCUGGCGCCUUGGAGGAACGAGCUGCAGGCCAUGGGUCUUGGGAGUGGUCCGACUAUGAAUGGUCAGAUGAUUCGUGGAGUUCGGACCCAUGGGGACACCACCUGGACACCGCUCGCCCCGGCUGGAGGCAUCGGUACCAUAACUGGGAGGAGCCAGCACAGGAUCCGGAGGAGAGCAUGCCACCGGAAGUGUCUGGAGUUCCCCUGCCUCGACUGUUGUCCAGGCGGGAGAACAGUGCCGAACGGAAGGAAGACACGAUUCUCCCCGUGCGCUUCGGCAUGAUCCGGAAGGAGCUCGAGUACUUGAUCAAGGACGCCUUCGAGUACCCGAUUCACCGCAAGAACACCAAGGUGAUCAUGCCCGAGGACUUCGCAACGAUCAGCCGCAAGGACAUCAGAUCGAUCAAGGUCGAGGACUUCGAAACGAUCAGCCGCAAGGACAUCAGCUUGAUCAAGCACGAGGACUUCGAGACGAUCAGCCGUCAGGACAUCAGCUCGAUCAAGGACGAGGACUUCAAGACGAUCAGCCGCAAGGACAUCAGCGCGAUCAAGGCAAAGCCAGGAGAGUCAUGGAAGGACUACUGGAGGUCGGUGGAGUUUUGGUUGGCGUCUGAGGGUGCCAACUUGCCGCCAGGCGUUCGUGCCACCAGGCUUAUGCAGCAGCUGAAGGAGCGAGCCGGGAAGAUUGUCAAUCACCUGAGUGUGGAGGACGUCACGGGCCCCGGCGGAGUCGAGCUGAUUCGGAAGGAGAUGGAGAAAAGCCCGAUUAUCAGGUUGCUGGAGCAUAAGGAGGUGGACAAGAAACGCCAGAAGUUUAUGAAGCUGUGCCGCUACCCGAAGGAGUCAUUGGAGUCCUUCAUUAACAGGGCUUCGAUCUAUCGCCAUGAGAAUGACUCCUGCCAGAACUACCGUGUGGGCACGAAGUUCUACUUGGGCCACUUGAUUGACGCCGCCCGCCUCACGAGUAAGGACCAGGCCCUCAUCAAGACGGCGGCCGGUGGACUUCACGAAGAGCACAAGGUGGUGAAUGCCAUGUUGGAGCUUUCGGAGCAGUUAGAGGGCCAGAGUGGAUACCCCAUUGGAAAAGGGGAGCCGGACCUGCCGGAUGAGGACCGUUACCUAGUGCAAAAGGGGUCCCGCGAGACUGGUGAUGAUGCUCGACGGCGUGAUGGCCGGGAGAAGAGCUACCGCAGGUUCGAUGGCAAAGAUCGCCGACGUCGGGAUCAGCGAGGCCGCUGGAAUGGACGGGCCCGGAAACUCAAGCAAGUCUUUCAUGCCAUCUUGGAGAAUGAUGAGGACUCCGAGUCGAGCAGCCAGUCCGGUGAAGAUGAUAGCUCCGACUCGAAGGAGAACGGCGAUGACAAGGAGGAGAAUGCCCCGGGCCAGGACGAGGAAACCUCGUCGGAGAUCUCCAUGCCGGCGGAGGUGUACGCUCAGGAGUACAAGGCAAAGAAGAAGGUGAAUGAGCUAAAGCAGAUGCGGCAGUAUUUUCAGCGUGGCAACUCCGAGAAGACGAAGGCCUGGGUUCGAGAGCAGCAGAAGAAGGAGCCAUGCUUCUUGUGUGACAAGCUUGGCCACUGGAGCCAGGAAUGCCCGUUGAGGCACAAGGGCCCUCGCAAAAACGCGCAUUCUGUGCAGGUUACCUCGGGCCGCUCAAGCCAGGACCCGGGCCAAUGGAGCCUUCUCGAGAGCAUGACGCAAUACACGGUGGCCGCGCCUGUUCGGGAUGUCUCUCGGGUUUCUACCUGUCUGGUUACGUCGUUCAGAUCAGCCCUUGCCACAGUAGAUCACGAAGCCUUUUGGUCUAUGCGUGAACUACACAGCAGCUUGAUUUUGGACUUGGGAUGCAUGAAGUCAGUGGCAGGGACUAAGUGGGUCAACCAACAUAUUGCGCGCCUUAAGCAGCUGGGACGCUGGAUGAUGGCCACGAGAGAGCGGGAGAGUUUUCGUUUUGGUGAUGGCCAUGAACUUGUGAGUGAGUAUGCUUUUGUCUUUGAAGCUACGGUGCUAGGCGUGAGGGUGAUCUUGAGACUCAGCGUGGUGCCCGGAGAGUGUCCACCGUUGCUUGCCAAGCCAGCGUGCACUCAGCUGGGUAUGGUCAUCGAUACUGAGCACCACCAGGUUUCCUCACGAAAGCUUCGAGUCACUCGCUAUGGAUUGUCUCAGACGUUCGGUGGGCACUAUGUCAUUCCGAUUGCCGAGUUUGCUGAAGAUAUGCCCCAGAUUCAUGAGCCCAGCAUCCCCCAGCACCUCGAAGCCAUUCCGGUGUAUGUGAACGAGAGCCUUGAGACCUCCCGAAAUGAAACAGGUUCCCGAGUUACGACGAUGCCCUCCUUGAGAUCGUGGACAAGACAUGACAAGCAGGUGAGCAACACAGUGGGCCCCGGAACCAACGGACCGGCGUGGGAGUUCGUCGUUCGUCGGGUGGUGUAUGAUGCUCAGAAUGGUGGCAAGUUGUUUGAAGAGUGCGUGACUGAGGCUACCCCGAUUAGGCAGCCUUUGCACGGAGUGUAUGAUACGACCACCAUCUUUAUGUUCAACACCCGCGCUGCGCCCUUCACAAGGAUGGAGAAGAACGAGGAGGCCCCGGGAGUGGAGGUGAUCUCCGAUGGAAGCUCCCCGACGCUGCCCGUGCACCACCGUCUGGACCGCACCGACGACGAACCCCUGCGGACCUCGUGGGAGGAAGUGGGCCUGGACGAUGCGGAGGAGAACCAAUCGGAGGACGAAGCAACCACAGCCCCCGCAGUCAAUCGCAAGGUCGGGGGCCAAAAACUGGGUCGCCUUCUACGGGAACGGGCCAGGUCAAAGUCGGCCGAUACCCGCAAACCGCGCAAGGGCGAGAUGAAACGCCUGGGUUCCCCGAGGUUGAGGUCUUCGCGAGCCGAGGGGAGCACGAGGGUGGUACCGCCAACUCCGGCAUCCAAGGCCCCGAGCACUCCGGCACGAACAACCAAGGCGAUGCUGGAGGCGCAGGCGGCCGAGCUGGAGGAGCAGCUGUGGGACUACAUGGACCCGACCUCGAUCGUCGUCGAGGGCUCGAAGGCGACAAAGGCAUACUGGGUGGAGAAGGUUCGCCUGCUGGAGGAGGAGUUGGGCCAUUGCUUGGCCCCGGGCCCUAUGGAGCUGGACAAGCUGAAGGAGAAUGGCGAGAUCGACUUCACGAUCGAGGAGGAGGACCGGGCCUCUACACGUCGGGCGGGCAAGGCCCGUCACGAGGAGCCGCCGCCCGGGAGAACGAGGGCGGAUCAGAGAGCUACUACGACGCCCGAAGCCAGUGCAGCAUCGACGAAGGGGAGUGUGGAAACCAAGGGAAGGCGAGCGCCGGCGAAGAUCGGCGCCCUCACGGAUCAUACAGCUCCCUUCCCGAGUCUGUCGAACAAGUUUUCCGACGACGUGGUGAUCAACCUGAUGCUGAGCUUGCAAGGGAAGCUGUUCGCGUUCAAGUGGAAGCUCUUCCUCCUGAUGCUGCGGGUGAAGAAGGGAGUCGAGCACGAGAUGGGGCCCCGGGUGCGAUGGAGGAGGAAUCCGAAGUGGCUAAUGCAGCUACUGGGGCGGGAGUGCGCCAGCCUAUGGGGCCACCUGGGGGCGGCGAGACAGCUAUGCAACAGCCACAAGCGUGGAGUCGCCGUGGGUGGCAGGAUCCUAUGUCUCCUCACGUUGGCCGCCACGUUUGGAUUUCGUUGGUCGGCCGUGGAGGUGUUUGACACGGGCACGGACUGGAGUGAAUGCCAAACGGAGCAGGCAUGGGAGAUAAGCGAGCCGUUGUGGAACGCACCGACUGCCCCUGGGAGAAAGGAGUGCAGAAAGAUCAUGGCCCAGUUGCACAAGAAGGCCCCCGACGUCGUCCUGUUGUCGCCGCCGGUAGGACCUUUUUCGUCAUGGACUCAGGCGUCUUCGAAGGAGUUGCGUGAGGCCAAGGCUCGUUACUGGCCAAUGUGGGAAAUGAUUGUGGAUGUGUGGAAACAACAGACCGCCCGAGGGCGUCUGGUACAUCUACAGCUACCUCACGGCGCCACCGUUCCAGACUCAGCCGAGCUCCGGGCCAUGAAGAUCAAUUACGAGAGGCUUACCUACGGCCAGGAGACUGACGAGUCGACGGAGUGGCCAGACCUUCAUCGAGAUCCCACCUGUACGGCCUAUGUGGACCUGUGUAUGCUUGGGCAUUGCGACCCUGAGACCGGAAAAUACUUCAAGAAAGGGGUCCAAGUGGAGACCAAUCACCCGGUGUGGAGUUCUAUGUUGGGGUCGCCACCGAGAUGUCAACACCCUCCGGGACAACAUCAGGAGGUUAAGGGGUUCGCGGUGGAGAAGGGCGGCCAACUGGUGAGCAGGUCGUCUGUGGCAGCCAAAUGGCCUGAACCUUGGUGCGCCUUGGUUCUGAAUUCUGCGAAUCAGGUGCUGGAAGUUCGGCGAGCCUUACCACCAAAUUUGGCUCUUCAUCAGGAAUGCCCAGGUGAUGUGGAAUGGGAAGCCGUCCCGGUGGAGACGGAAACCUCACCAGAGGGCCUCUUGCGACAGAGACUUGGUGAAGUGACGGGCGACCAGUACGACUACAUCUACUUCGAGGGCGGCAGCGGGUCCUUGUCAAAACCGUUAAGGAGCACCCUGGCAAAGUUGCAUGUGGUGUUGGGACAUGUUUCAAAUGCCAAAUUAAAGCGGAUGCUCCAUCUGAAUGGGGCCAAGGACCACAUCCUGGACGCGGCCGGGGACCUCCGUUGCCAAAUUUGUCAGUCAGUCGUCCCGCCACGACCCACACCCAAGGCGGCCUAUGAUAGGCCUACGCGCUUCAAUGAGAGGGUCGUGGUGGAUGUGUUCUAUGUUUGGGACGCUGGCAAGGCCAAGUAUGCGGUGGUUCACGCGGUGGAUGCUUUUGCCCUGUACCAGGUCGCUACAUUGAUGCAUACGGCAAGGGCAGACCUGGUGGCGCACUUCUUGAAGAACUACUGGGUCGGUGUGUUUGGCCCGCCAGAAGUGCUUAUGAGCGACGGAGGCAGCGAGUUUGCAGCCGAGACUGAAGGUCUUCUGAGGGCCUAUGAUGUUUUCCAUGAAUUGGUCCCUCCUGCGGCGAAGUGGCGCAUGGGACUGGCCGAACGACACGGUGCCAUUCUCAAGCUCCUCAUCAUGAAGACCAUACAAGCUACCACCGCCAAGGGCUACAGCGAGACUAAGGAAUGUGUGAUGGCGGCCACAUCGGCGAGAAAUCGCCAGAUGAGAGUGGGAGGAUUCUCCCCGACCCAGAUUGUGCUGGGCAAGGAUGUGGCCAUCCCGUCAUCAUUGCUGAGUCAGCUAGAGAAAGGCCACUUCAAAUACGUCCUGAACCAGGACCUGGCCUUUGCGGAUGCAAGAAGGAGGAACGAACAGAUCCGUCAAGCAGCCGAGCAGGCCUUCAUAUGGGCUGAUUCAAGCGAGACCUUGAGACGGGCAAUCAACUCCCGGUCCCGACAUCCUCGUUUGGAGAUGCUCUACGAAGGGGCGACCGUCUACUUCUACGACCCGCCGACAUCAAGGAAGGGCCUCCCCAAAAGGUUGCAAGAUCAAGACGCGUGGUCUGGCCCUGGAGUGGUUGCUGCCAUCGAGAGGCGGGAAGGUGCCAUUAAGCGCGUGUGGAUUCGGUACCGGAACAAGUUGAAGGGCCUCCCGCUUGAAUAUGUUAGACUUGCAGCUCUGGAAGAGGUGGAAGCCUCAAAGGUUUGUCGGGAAGCUCUACAGGAGGUGGAAAAGGAACUGCAAGGUUCUCGCCCGGACAUCGAGGAAAUGGCCGAUCCUGAAAUUGAGGAGCCGGGGUUGCCGUUGAUGGAAUUUAGUGGUGAUGAAGAGGAGGAGGAAGAGGACCUCACACUUCGUGAACCCGCGGCCUCCUCUCUGGAUGAUGUACCGGCUCAACUUCAUCGCGAUGCCGGCCGAGAAAUGACCAGACAACGUGAUGCACAACCACCUCGAAAGAAGGUUCGCUUCGAGGAAGCGAAGGAACGCACUGAACAACAUCUGAGAAGGAUGAAAGCGGUGCUAGAACGAGCGGGCGGACCGGACCGGGGCACAUCUUCUACGGCGGCCACUGUGGCCUCUUCAGCCAGUGGGCGCUCACAGCCCUACCCAACGCCGACGAGGAGCUCUACGCCUGACAUCGCGAGUCAUCGAGGGCGAGGCGUGCUACAUACAAGCGAAGUGUGGCACUUGGAAGAAGCGAUACGAGAACAUCGCCUCAUUUUGCAAGCGGCACGUUGGGACGUUCAUGCAGCGGAAGCUGAAAGGAUUACUGAGGAGUUAGCCAACAGUGUCCUCGAGAAGACGGCCGAGAUCGACGAGGGGGAGGCUAAUGCCAUUUACGUCACGGAGGAGUUAGCCAACAGUGUCAUCGAGAAGACGGCCGAGAUCGACGAGGGGAAGGUCCAGGCGCCGAUCACCGGUAAGCCACGUCUAGAGUUCAAGUGGAAUAAGCUCGAUGACAGCUGGAGAAGGGCUUUUGUUCAACCGCUUAAGGAUGCACUGGACGUCUACAUCGACAACUGUGCGGUUGAAGGAGUUCCCAUGGGACAAAUGGUCUCGCCAGAUCACAUCUUGCCCUCCAGGUUUGUUCUCACGAACAAGAACGAGGAGAAGUCUGUGGAAAAGGCGAAGCUGAAGGCAAGAUGGGUCUUGGCUGGCCAUUUGGACAAGGAGGCCGGAAGAUACGCUACGGAAGCACCUACGGCGAGCUUGGUGGCACACAACCUCAUAUGCUACAUCAGUGCGCAAUGUGGCUGGGCCCUGAAGUAUGCGGACAUUUCGGCUGCCUUCUUACAAGGAGAAGAACUUUGUGAUGAGCGAGUCGUCUACAUUAGGCUGCCGAAGGGCUAUCCAGAUGAGGUCACCAAGCACUUGAUGAAGCGACUGGGGCGGAAGACUCCUGGAGGGAUCCGAGCGGAUCUAGUGCGCCUCACCAAGGGUACCUUCGUGUUCCAUUGGAACGGGAGCCUGAAGGGCAUCAUCGCAGUGCAUGUCGAUGACUUGAGGAUUGCGUUCCACCCAAAGUUCGAGUAUAUCCUCCAGGAGUUGCGCAAGACCUUUUCGUUCGGAGAGUGGAAGACGGCCUUGAAUGAGACCGUGAAGUUCUGUGGCCGGUGGGAACGACAAUGCCCAACCUCCUUCAAGGUCACCGUGACGAUGGACGGCUAUGCUCCCAAGCUACAAGACCCGCCCCAGAGAAAGGCCGGAGAUCGUUCUCCUCUGACUGAUGCGGAGAAGAAGUGGGUGGCCUCAGUGGGAGGCCAAAUCAACUGGAUGGCCAGGCAGGGACGGGCAGACCUGGCAUUUGGCAUUUCGAAGGUGCAGCAGAUGGCUGGCGCUCGUGACCCGGAGACCUUGAAGGCCUUGCUUGCGCUCGUUAAGAAGGCCCGGGACCCUUACGAAUGCAUCUUCCAGGCCAUGCCCGGUGGUUUCGACCAGAUGAUCUUCCUGGCAGUGAGUGAUGCUUCUCAUGCUGCCAUGCCGAAGGGGAGAUCACAAGGGGGACUGAUGAUCCUGCUUGCACCGGAGGAGAUCCUCGAUGGUGAUGCUUUGGUUAACUGCGUGAUGUACCACAGCGCGGUGCUGAAGCGGGUGGUUCGCAGUAGCCUGGCAGCUGAGAUUUCUCAGGCUGCGGAGGCCUUGGAGCAGUGCGACUUUGUUCGAACAAUGAUGGCCGAGAUCCUCGACGGCAAGUUCGCACUGGCUCAAUGGCGCUGGAGUGCAAGCAGGUGGAAAGAAAUCUUGGUAUUGGAUUCCAAGACCGGCUACGAUGUCCUGAACAGCAUCAGUCAUGGAGAGGAUAAGCGAUUGGCCAUCGACAUCGCCAUCUUGAAGGAAUCGCUCUACGAGCCGGAGAGCAACCGCUGGGUCCGAUGGGUGCCAGGAGUGACGAUGCCUUCUGAUGGCCUGACAAAGGAGUACGGCAACCACAUGCGUGAUGCUGUUAUGAAGGGCGGAAAGCUCGGCGAAGAUCCCGGCAGCACCCCUUCUGGUGGCGGCGGCGUCAUCGAGAAGAUCGGCAGCGCGGUGAAGUCACUCUUUGGCGGUGGUCAGAAGAAGGAGUCAGCACCGAUCGUUGGGAGCAGUGCGCUUCCAGGAAUGAUGGGCGGCCUGCUGGGUGCUUUGAUCAAGCCGGCAUUUGGAAUGCUGGGAAAUCUCCUUAAGGGCAGCCAAGAGGACAUGCAAAAGGUCAUGUCUGAAGCACAGACGCUGCUCACCCGGAGCGGCCGCUUGGGCUCCCGCGUGGAGUGCGGACCGGUGUACAGCCAAUCCUACUCCUCCAUGAACAUCAACGGCCAGCAGAGCACCCAAGUGGCGCUGCAGUUUCAAGCGCAGGGUGAUGCAGGAGCCGGUACCGUCUCUUGCUCUGCGACCAUUGUCGACGGAGGCGUGAACUUCCAGGAUCUGCGUCUCGAUGGCACUGCCGUAGAUACCAGCCCUGGACGGGAUGAGAACGUCAUUGAUGUCUGA
Messenger RNA from Symbiodinium sp. CCMP2592, 8787 nucleotides. NCBI's taxonomy places the organism in Eukaryota, Dinophyceae, Suessiales, Symbiodiniaceae. The record is from the annotation of a GenBank genome assembly.